Aspergillus puulaauensis is the source of this 1527-nucleotide messenger RNA. Its product is annotated as putative COP9 signalosome subunit 2 (CsnB). The transcript has 4 exons. Gene Ontology annotation, cellular component: COP9 signalosome. The record is from RefSeq and is a predicted model, not a curated record. Lineage: Eukaryota; Fungi; Ascomycota; Eurotiomycetes; Eurotiales; Aspergillaceae. Gene Ontology annotation, biological process: protein deneddylation. The coding region runs from base 1 to 1527 and encodes 508 amino acids.
AUGUCUGACGACGAUGAUUUCAUGCACGACUCUGAUGAGGAGUACGACUUUGAAUACGAAGAUGCGGAUGACGACGAGACAGGAGACAUCGGAAUAGAGAAUAAAUACUACAAUGCCAAACAGAUCAAGGUUGAUAAUCCGGAGGAGGCCAUUGAUGAAUUCUUGGGAGUACCUGCUCUGGAACAGGACAAAGGAGACUGGGGGUUUAAAGGACUGAAGCAGGCGAUUAAGCUGGAGUUUAAACUCGGGAGAUAUAGCGAUGCCGUUGAACACUACAGGGAACUCUUAACAUAUGUCAAGUCGGCAGUAACGCGAAACUACUCGGAAAAGUCAAUAAACAACAUGCUCGAUUAUAUCGAAAAGGGAUCAGAUGACGACAAGGCGUACCAAUGCAUGGAAGAAUUCUAUUCUCUCACCCUCUACUCCUUCCAGAACACAAACAACGAGCGACUAUGGCUUAAGACGAAUAUUAAAUUGGCCCGCCUGUGGUUAGAACGAAAGGAAUAUGGCCAGUUGAGCAAAAAAGUCCGGGAGUUACACCGGGCUUGUCAGAGGGAAGAUGGUUCGGAUGACCCCAGCAAGGGCACAUAUCUACUGGAAUUAUACGCGCUAGAGAUUCAAAUGUACGCCGAGACGAAGAACAACAAGCGAUUAAAGGCCCUCUACCAGCGCGCUCUCCGCGUGCGGUCGGCGGUACCCCACCCUAAGAUCAUGGGGAUUAUCCGAGAAUGCGGAGGCAAGAUGCACAUGAGCGAGGAGAACUGGGAAGAGGCACAGAGUGACUUUUUCGAGUCCUUCCGGAACUACGACGAGGCGGGCUCGAUGCAACGGAUCCAGGUUCUCAAGUAUCUCGUGCUGACCACCAUGCUGAUGAAAUCGGAUAUCAAUCCCUUCCAUUCGCAAGAAACGAAGCCGUACAAGAACGACCCCCGCAUCUCUGCUAUGACUGACCUGGUGGAUGCUUUCCAGAGGGAUGAUAUUCACGCAUACGAAGCUGUCCUAAGUAAGAACCCGGACGUUCUGGCCGACCCAUUCAUAGCAGAAAACAUUGAUGAGGUCAGCCGGAAUAUGCGGACCAAGGCCAUUCUUAAAUUGAUCGCGCCGUACACCCGGUUCACGCUCAGCUUCAUCUCAAAACACAUUAAGAUUUCGGUCACAGAAGCACAAGACAUCCUGAGCUUCCUAAUCCUCGACAAGAAACUAAACGCCAAGAUCGAUCAGGAAAGUGGCACAGUUGUGGUUGAAAGUGCAAGCGACGUGGACCGACUUCGGGCCCUGGAGGAGUGGAACGAAUCCCUACGAGCGCUCUGGCGAGUGACUUUGAACGAUGGCGAUGGAUUCAAAAACGACGAUGUUUCGCAGAUGACCGGCAUGGGGUUGAGAGGGCCCUCAAUCUACCAAUCGGCCUUUGACGAUGAUGUUGCUCCUGCGGGUCUCCUACGUGCCGGCGGCCACCGAUUCCGGAGAGGGGGGAAGGGCAGCAAAGCAGGACAUGGUGUCAAGGCUGGUGGCUCGGGGCUGUUUUAG